UGACGUCACAGCUGCGCCGUUGCGGGAAGGCGGGCGCAGCGCCGCGUCGUGCCGAGGCCGGGCAUGGCCCAGCUGGGCGCCAUCGCCGCUCUCGUCCUCAGCUUCCUCGCCGCCGCCUUCCUCUCCGCCAUCCAUAAGAUCGAGGAAGGUCACAUCGGAGUCUACUACCGCGGCGGCGCGUUGCUGACCUCCACCAGCGGGCCGGGUUUUCACCUCAUGCUGCCCUUCAUCACGUCCUACAAGUCAGUGCAGACCACGCUGCAGACCGAUGAGGUGAAAAACGUUCCGUGCGGUACGAGUGGAGGAGUGAUGAUUUACUUUGACAGAAUCGAGGUGGUGAAUUUCCUGAUCCAGAGUGCAGUUUAUGACAUAGUGAAGAACUACACUGCUGACUACGACAAAGCUCUCAUCUUCAACAAGAUUCACCAUGAGCUUAACCAGUUCUGCAGUGUCCACACGCUCCAGGAGGUCUACAUUGAGCUGUUUGAUCAGAUCGAUGAAAACCUUAAACUGGCAUUGCAGCAAGACCUGACUACAAUGGCCCCUGGAUUAAUUAUACAGGCAGUUCGAGUUACAAAGCCAAACAUCCCUGAAACAAUCCGGAGGAAUUAUGAGCUCAUGGAGAGCGAGAAGACAAAGCUGCUGAUAGCAGCACAGAAGCAGAAGGUGGUGGAAAAGGAAGCAGAGACAGAAAGGAAGAAGGCCCUCAUUGAGGCAGAAAAAAUAGCCCAAGUUGCUGAAAUAACUUAUGGACAGAAAGUGAUGGAAAAAGAAACAGAGAAACGGAUUUCAGAGAUUGAAGAUGCUGCGUUUCUUGCAAGAGAGAAGGCAAGAGCUGAUGCUGAAUGCUACACUGCUAUGAAAGUAGCUGAAGCUAACAAGCUGAAGUUAACUCCCGAGUACUUGCAGCUGAUGAAAUACAAGGCUAUUGCAGCAAACAGCAAGAUCUAUUUUGGCAAAGAUAUUCCCAACAUGUUCAUGGACUAUGCAGGUAGCCAGAGUAAAUUUGUGGAGGGACUGGCAGAAGGAAUCCAUGAAGAGGAUGGGGCAGGACCCAGCGAGGACACAAAACUGCUUCAUAACACCAACUGAAAAGAAACGUUUGUAUUUGUUUUAUAUCAAAAGAAACGUGAACUGGGAAGUUCCUUUUUUUUCUUUUUGUUUUCCCCUUUUCCUGUACUGAAAGAGAUAAAAUGUAAUCCUCUCAAUCUUUUGUAUGACAAUUAGACACAAUGACUUUGGUAUUUAUGGAGUGGUGUUUCUGGUAACUGCUAAGUAAUCUGCUCCAGAUAUGUCUGCUAGAUGCACCUCUCCCUUCUGAUGGGCUGAUAAACCCAGUGAUUCCAGAGAGGCUAGCUAGGCUAUCUGUCCUGCAGCCAGCUUAGAUGGUUAAUUAGUUAAUUGAGGUUGUUGGUAGCAGUUGGAAGUUUUGAGAUUUUGGCAGGAGGGGGGAUUGCUGCUAUGACCUUUUAUUUUCUAGUUGGAAAUUUCUAGUACUUAAUUCAAACGCCCUUGGAGAAGGAAAAAGGAAAAAAAAAACCAACUUUAAAAAGGUGCUAGACUUUUUGUACACUACCCAUGUCUGCUUCAGGGCAUCGCUCAGACUGGUGGGUCGCUGCCUGGGGCACUGGGGCUGGCAGUCCAUGUGUGCAGUCCAUGUGUGCACUGCAGGCCCAUCCUGCCUGCAAGGUGUAGCAAAACCAUGAAAUUACCAUUUACUGAGGUCUGAGCCAAAGUGUUUUUCUUUUCAGUAGUGCAGUUGAAACCUUGUGCACAGUAACAGCACUUCAGCUGAAGUGUUGCAGGUUACCCUGGGGGAGAUGUAAGCCUUAGACCACGUGUCACACAGGUAGUGGCCCAAACUGCUCAUUUUCUGCGUUUUAACACUGGUUUCUUUUCCAUUGGUCGUGUUUGGGUAGAGCAGAGGGGAGUUGGUGUUUAUCUGCUGGCUGAGGGGCUGAGAUGUGCUGGUGGAGGCAGUGCCUGCCAGUGGCUAAUUGAACUUAACUUUUGGUGAAACCAGGCUGCAAGCACGGUGCUCGUCACAGUUGUCAUAGAGAAAAGCAGAGAGAAUGCAAUUCUUGUCUCAGGGACCCUGACCUUGCAAAAAGCCUUGCUAGUGAAAAGCUGCUUGAAUGAUUCAUCCCACAGUCACUGCAGUACCUCUGCUGGUCUGUGAGGCCAGUGGAAUUUCAGUAUUUGCAGUGUUGUGUUAGAGGAUGUUCAGAGAAGCUGAAAUGAAUGGAACGUUGUACCUGGGUGAUUUUUUUCUUUUCAGAAUGGACCUUGAGAGGAAGAUCUCCUAGGAGCAAUGGGCUCAAAGCACCAUUUUGAAAUGAAAAAAUCACAGGGCAAGAAAUGACAACCUCUUUUCUGGGCUGUUCAAAGAGAAAUGUUCAUUCUUUGCUCAGAACAGUGAGGUGUGAUGCACCUUUCAUUUCAGAAAACUGAUUCGUUUUCUACUUACCAGAUGCAAGGAGGUCUUUUGUUUUACACGUGCAAAACUUGAGGGGGUGUUAAAGGCAAAAGUUCAGGGCUAGAAAACUUUUUUCUUCCUCUCCCCCCCAAAUCCAUCUGCUACUUGGCAGGAGAGCCUGCUUAUUAAUUGCUGUUAUAGCUUGCAGCCAAUGCAUCCUUAUGAGAUGAUGAAAGCAUAAGCACUAAGUUGGUCAGGACCAACCUGUUGAAUUUGUGAUCUUUUGCCCCACAUGCUUGCUGCUUACGAAGCUUGGUUUCACAUUUCAGUGUUUUUAAUGCAUUAAUCAUUUUAAAUAAGUAAUUUACACUAAGAUAGAAAUCUCAUUAAUUUCUGCUGCUUUUUUUCCAGUAUUUUCAUUUCAGUUUUAUUUUCCCUGUUAGAAGAAUUACAGUUGAUACUUGAAAAUGCAAAAUAAAAGAGAUUGUCAGUUUCUGCUGGAGAAAAGUCCCAUCUCCUUUAUGUCAUCUUUGUAUUUGCUGGCAAAUCUUAAGCUAAGGAUAGUUCCAUCCUCGGGCUGACAGCACAGUGGUCAUAAAACCUGCAUUAAGAGGUAGGCUGUAAUAUUGCUCACUUUUCUAAAUAGGUCUCUGCAAGAUGUUGAGCAGAGAACAGCAGAAAUGUAGGGGUGAGGUAACAGUACCUAAACUUUUAGGGUGAUCUCAGUUGUUUGGCAUUAUUUUGCAUCCGUGUUAAGGUUUUCCAUUAGUAAUUAAAACCUGCUUUUUGUGAAAGUGUUUUCACUAAUGAGGGGACACAAAGAAACCAAGUAUUAACAAAGGAUGUUUUCAUAUGAGUUCACAGUAAAACAAUAGCUUGGAAUAAAUAGGUCUUAUGGAUUUUAAAUUGAAAACGUUACUGCUGAAGUAUUUCUCAGAGGAAGGGGAAGAACAGAAGGAAUAGCCAGUAUUAUUGAUUUCAAACUUGCAUUUUUAGAACACUUUGGAACCUUUGUGGUUCUGCACCGGCUGAAAACCAAGUAAUUUAGUUAACCUAUGAACAGAUUAACAACAACAAAAAAGCAAGAACAAAGUUGAAAUUAUACCAGACCUUACAGGCCAGGGUUGAUUGCUGCUUUUCAUUCGAGUUCUUCAUUCUAUGUGUAAUUUCCUUGAUUUUUCCAGAGGAGGUGUGUCACUACAUGUAAACCUUUAUCCCAUUUAUCUCUUUCGCUGUCAUUCUGUCAUCUCUGUGAUCUUGCAGUCUCAAAAGGAAGAUCUAACUGCUGAAACAGCUCUGCCUAACAAGGAAGCACAGGUUUGCUGUUUGGCACUGCUACAACUGUUGGCAGAGGCACGGUGAUGCUUUACCAGUGCAGCUGUGGAUCUGUAUACUGAAUUUAAAAGCCUUUUUAUUUUGAUACUUGCUAUGACAAUAAAAUGGCCUUCAAUUUUAA
This is a messenger RNA of Lagopus muta (rock ptarmigan), 3872 nucleotides long. RefSeq names its product ER lipid raft associated 2 (gene ERLIN2). Gene Ontology annotation, molecular function: cholesterol binding; ubiquitin protein ligase binding. The transcript has 11 exons. The coding region runs from base 64 to 1092 and encodes 342 amino acids. Gene Ontology annotation, biological process: SREBP signaling pathway. Lineage: Eukaryota; Metazoa; Chordata; Aves; Galliformes; Phasianidae. The record is from RefSeq and is a predicted model, not a curated record. Gene Ontology annotation, cellular component: endoplasmic reticulum; endoplasmic reticulum membrane.